GAUCAGAAAGCGACAGUUCGAAUCGUCGUCUGAUUCAUUCCAAAGUGGCAGAAUUUGCCAAUGCUGAUACGGAAACGUCAACAAAAUUGACGAUUAAAUGGAUUAGGACACUCGCAAUCAAAUAUGCAUUUCGUGUUUGAAUAGCUAACCUAUUUGAACAUGAAGUUGGUUCAUAAAGACAUCGAGAAGGAUAAUGCCGGUCAGGUGACACUAAUACCUGAUGAGGCAGAGGAUAUGUGGCACACCUACAACCUGCUGCAGGUGGGCGACAGCCUCAGAGCCUCAACCAUCAGGAAAGUGCAGACGGAGUCCUCCACGGGGAGUGUGGGAAGUUCACGUGUGCGUACCACCCUGACUUUAUGUGUGGAGACGAUAGACUUUGAUUCCCAGGCCUGUCAGCUCAGAGUCAAAGGAACAAACAUCCAGGAGAACCAGUAUGUGAAGAUGGGUGCCUAUCAUACCAUUGAGCUGGAGCUCAACAGGAAGUUCACUCUCGCCAAAAAAGUCUGGGACAGUGUGGUUCUCGACAGAAUUGAACAGGCAUGUGACCCCGCUCAAAAAGCAGAUGUGGCUGCAGUCGUGAUGCAGGAAGGUCUGGCCAAUUUGGUUCUCGUAACACCAGCCAUGACCUUACUCAGGGCGAAGGUUGAGGUCACCAUUCCCCGCAAGAGGAAAGGCAGCUGUGCUCAACAUGACAAGGCGUUAGAUCGAUUUUAUGAGGCUGUCAUGCAGGGCAUUCUGAGACACUUCAAUUUUGAUGUGGUGAAGUGUAUUCUGGUGGCCAGUCCAGGCUUUGUGAAAGAUCAGUUCAUCUCAUAUCUCUUUAAAGAGGCAGUAAGACAAGACUGCAAAAUUCUUCUGGAGAACAGAUCUAAAUUCAUGAUGGUGCACUCCUCAUCCGGACACAAGUAUUCUCUCAAAGAAGUGCUGUGUGAUCCAGCAGUCACGGCUCGAUUGUCUGACACCAAGGCUGCUGGAGAGGUAAAGGCUUUGGAAGACUUCUACAAGAUGCUUCAACAGGAGCCUGAUCGAGCUUUCUAUGGAUUGGCUCAUGUGGAAAGAGCGAGUGAGGCUUUAGCCAUCGACAUCCUGUUGAUCAGUGACAAACUAUUCAGACAUCAAGACAUAGCCACCCGCAGCCGGUAUGUUCGGCUUGUAGAUGCUGUAAAGGAAAAUGGAGGAACUGUCAGAAUGUUCUCAAGCCUGCAUGUAUCUGGUGAACAGUUGAAUCAGCUGAGUGGAGUGGCGGCCCUCCUGAGGUUCCCCAUCGCUGACGUGUCUGAACCUGAGGACAGCAGCUCUGAUGAAGACUAACAUUAUGGUCUUGUGUGAAAGGUUGGGAAUGCUUCACAUUUAGGACUAAAUGGAAUAAGAAUCCAUAAUGGCCUUAAUAAAGGAUUUAAAAGCAGUUGAAGUUUUACAAAAACCUUGAUAAUUUUGAUUAUUUAUGACUGAUGCAAUUACAAAAUAAUCUACUCAAUCCACAUUUGUUUUCUAUGAAUACUACUCAGAAUAACACCAUUCGUGCCAUUUUUUGAAUGUCAUUUUCAACAGUUAAUGGAGUAAAUUCAGAAAGUGGUUUGCUUAAAGGACAAAUUCGGUAUUUUACAAUUAAAGCCCUGUUUUAAGAUCGUUUACGUAGACCUAUUUUUCCGAACGCCUCACAACAACCAUACAUUCUUCCGUUGAGUGCUUGAAUAAUAAAUAAUAGACUCUCCAGCCCAGUUGGUGGUGAUAAUGCACCUUUGCCAAUUGCAAGCAAACCACUUGUAUAGUGUAGCCUACAAUACCGCAACUGCAUAAGACUACAGAAAGAAUACAAACAACCCCAUUUCCGUUUCCGGCGGCGGAGUAAUACCGUACAUCACAGAACAUACGAUACAAGUCAAUGGAGUUGUACAAAACCUACGAUAAAACCUGUUGAAAAAAGCAUCUUGAACCAAAAAGGGGGAGGGGUUGCUACUACAGAAACUGAAAAUUAAUUAAUUGUAAAAUUCUGAACUUGUCCUUUAAUAGACCAAUUCUUUGUCAGCAUUGCAGUUUGUCACACUGAAGUAAUGGCAAACAUACUCAUAUAGUCACACUAAGUAGUUUAUCCAUUUACACUAUUACACACAUUUUAGUCUCAAUAGCAAUGCAAAUGCAACUCACCUAGCCAUGCAGUUGCCAUUUCCAGUUAAUAUGUAGCUUAGAUUUAUUGUAACUUAUUUUUUCGUUGACGAUGACUCAUGUCUUCCACAUCACUGUCUUAUAAUUCUGUUCACAAUACACGUCUCACACUGACAGAAUUUGUGGUGUAACAGGCCAACAGCUCUUCUUGUAAAACCCAAAGAAUACUUACAAUUUUUAUGAAUACCGUAGAGUAUGUUUCAGGGUCACCAAUUCACAAUUAAAUAAUUUGUAGAAUAGAUUAUAUUUCAAUACCAGAGUUUCAAUCACCAAAUACAUUUGGUCUAAUAUGUCAGGCAAACCUUUAACCUGCAGGAAAAAAAAAAAAAAAAACACCCCAUGUCAUCAGUUUAAAAGUCCAAUUUUGCAGGAAAAGCGCAGACUUGGCAACCCUGGUGUGUGUAUACUGCACAUGAGGUAAAUCUUUUGAUUAGCAUUAGUAGUAAGAGAGCUUACUGUAUGCGAGCAGCAGCAGCAUACACUCAACCUUCACGUGAUUUAUUUUUUAUUUUUGUUGCACUAGUUAGUCGGUCCUAGUGUUAAUUUUGACACAAGUGUUAAAAUAUGUCUGUUUACAAUUUUUGUUUCCAUGACAGUUGUUGAUGAAUCAAGACGAGAUUAAAAUAUAGUUAAAAAAAAUGUAUCUUUACCAAAACCUCUCCCUAUAUUCUUCAAUGAAAAUAAAAAGAAAAAUGUUUUUCUUUUUAUCAAGCCUCCAUGAGCUUUAAUGUUUAGGGGUUGCCAGAUGUCAAGUUCAAAUCUCCCAAAACAGAGCUUUUCUUUUUUUAUGGAUACAUUUUCUGUCCUGUGUUUUACUUAAUCUUCAUAACCUGGAAACCAUGAUUGCAGAUGAUCUGAAAACACAGACACGCAUAAGUUGGAGUCUAAAGAUCUCCAUUGAUAUAUUCUGCUCAAAUAAAAGUGUUUUGUUAAAAUAUUUUGACAAACAUUCUCAGUGAUGAACUGUAAUAAAUUCAAACAUGGAUCACCAGUGUGAUUGCAGAAUAAAUGCACUUAUGCGUCCUC
This is a messenger RNA of Pimephales promelas (fathead minnow), 3195 nucleotides long. It is a transcript of the gene pelo, whose product is annotated as pelota mRNA surveillance and ribosome rescue factor. NCBI's taxonomy places the organism in Eukaryota, Metazoa, Chordata, Actinopteri, Cypriniformes, Leuciscidae. The record is from RefSeq and is a predicted model, not a curated record. Gene Ontology annotation, biological process: nuclear-transcribed mRNA catabolic process, non-stop decay; ribosome disassembly; nonfunctional rRNA decay. Gene Ontology annotation, cellular component: cytoplasm.